Molecule: messenger RNA, 4315 nt
Organism: Pangasianodon hypophthalmus (striped catfish)
Lineage: Eukaryota; Metazoa; Chordata; Actinopteri; Siluriformes; Pangasiidae
Gene: mybl2a
Product: v-myb avian myeloblastosis viral oncogene homolog-like 2a
Exons: 9
Coding region: 356-3016 (886 amino acids)
Biological process (GO): regulation of DNA-templated transcription
Cellular component (GO): nucleus
Molecular function (GO): RNA polymerase II cis-regulatory region sequence-specific DNA binding; DNA-binding transcription factor activity, RNA polymerase II-specific; protein dimerization activity
Source: RefSeq, a predicted model, not a curated record
UGUAAGGAAUAAAGCGCUUGCAUAUUAUAUAUUUGCGCAAUAUCGGCGCUGCGUUGACGUACACGAAGCACCGCAGCCUAUUUGUGUUUUAAAUCUUUGCCAUUUAAAUUCUGAGACUUAACAUUUAAAUAUAAUCUAUAUAUUUAUAUAAUCAACAGUAGUUGCUCUUGAUCAGUUAUUCUGUUAACAGUUAGACUUUAUUAGCAUCUGCAUUUUGGAGAUACAGGAGCAUCAGACACGUUUCCAAUAUAGAGGGGAAAACAAACACAGAAUGCGCAGAUGCAGCGCAGCUCUGACGCUCAUGACGCAACCUGCCUCUGUGCGCGCGCGCGUGGGCGCCGUUUGACUCUGACCGAUGGAGGAGGAACAGAGGCUGGGCGAGAAGACGAAACCCAGGUGGAGUCCUGAAGAAGAUGGAAAUCUUAAGACUCUGGUCGAGAGGAUUGGGAAGAACUGGAACGCCAUUGCGACUCUGAUACCUCUUUUCACUGCGUCUCAGGGCCGGACUGAACAGGAGUGUAAGUACCGUUACACCUGCGUGUUGGACCCAAACUUGAUCAAGGGUACCUGGACUAAAGAAGAGGAUGAGAAGCUCAUAGAAUUAGUGACAAAAUUGGGAACACACCAAUGGACCAGGAUCGCCAAGCACCUAAAGGGCCGCAGGGGGAAGCAGUGCCGCGAGCGCUGGCACAAUCACCUGGACCCGUCCGUGAAUAAACAGUCCUGGACUGCCGAAGAAGACCUCAUCAUCUGCAAAUCCCACAGCAUUCUGGGAAAUCGCUGGGCCAAAAUCGCCAAACUGCUUCCUGGCAGGACUGAUAACUCCAUCAAGAACCACUGGUACUCGACUCUGAAGCGUAAAGUGGCCACCGGCGCCCUGGUGAUCGACGCCGCUCCUGCGGACGCUUCGCCUCACGAAGAAACGUCUGUAAAGGUGGAAAAGGAAGAAGAAGCGGCUGGUCCUACUGAAGAGGAGACUAAAAUGGAUGUCCCCUGUGGUGUUAGUCUGAUGUCAGAAUCCGUGAUGGACGUACCUGAUCAGACACAACCUGCACCAUCGCCUCCUCAUUCCAGCGUACAAGAUUCCUGUUACGAUGCUUUCAGCUCAGUCCUAAUCACAGACUGCACAGAGGAGGUUUCCUUUCAGAUAAAGGAAGCAAUGGAAUCCAGGGUUCGCAGAAGAAAGCAGAAGCCCAAGAAAAACCAGAGGCAUUUAAAGUGGAAAGGAGCCUCUGACGCUGAAAAAGACGCCAACGACAUCACCAGAGUAAGUUCCACGUCCAGCCCCAGCGGCAGGUCGCAGUCUCGACAGAAAGUCAUCAUAGAUGCGGCGCUGCAGAUGAUCUCUGAAGACAUGCUGCCUUUUAGCAUCUUGGAAGGAUCCGGGUUUCGAAACUUCAUGGCUGUGAUCGGUCCGCAGUACGCUAGACUUUCUCAGCGUAGCGUAGGAUUGAGGCUUUACGUUGAGGUGGAGAAGAUGGUUAAACCGCGCCUGAUUAAACAGCUGAGGGAUUGUCUCGCUGUGACUGGAGGAAACGCUAACAUCCACGUCACUGCGGAUAUCUGGGCCGGCGAGGACGCUGACCCCGUCCUCGCCGUUCAGCUGCAUUUCCUCGACGACGACUGGAACGUGUGCAGGCCGACGGUUGCGUUUCGGCAUUUAACCGACAAAAACUUGAAUAGCGUUGUUACGAAGGAGCUGGAAGCCGUGCUCCUGAGCUAUGGGCUGUUUCGUCAGAACAUCGGCUACCUUAUCGUUCACGAGGCCAAGAACACCAUCUCCGCGCACGACCUCUUCUGCGACUACAAGAUCAUGCAUAGCGUCCAGAAGAACGACCCCGACGAAGACGAAAUAGUCGACUUCCUUGACGAUCAGGUGUCUGCUGUGGAUUUCUCAGAAGUCCAGUUGGGCACGAACGUGGACUGCUUUACCAGCCUGUUGCACUUGGUGAUCAAGGAAGCUCUAAAGACCUCGAAGUCUGCGAACUAUGUCCUCUCUCAGAUCCGAGAUAUCGUGGCCUUUUUCCGGUGCAGCGCCUACUGGAAUAAUGUUCUCAUGCAGGACUGUAAGCUCUCUCUCGCAAGUCCUCACAGCUACAGCAGCUAUCGUUGGAACUCCACUUUUGCUGCUUUUCGGAAGCUGCUUCCCCAGGUUGCCUGGGACGGCGUGAUAGGCCUGAUAGCCCAAGCGCGGAAAGAAGAGAACGACUCAUCGGAUUCUCCUCCAGUAAUCCACGUCCGUUGGGACCAAGUCGUAGACAUCAUUGGCUUAUUAGAACCCUUCGAAGAGGCGAUCCAAGUGCUUCAGUCAGACGGCGUCACGUUCUCCCUCGUCAUUCCGUCCAUCAUCGGACUCGAUAAAACCCUCGAGCUUAAAAAGACGGCGUAUCCCCAAUUCUGCAAAGCUCUCCGCUCCGGACUGCACGACUACUUCCAACCUCUGAUCAUGCAAAGAGAUUUGAUACUCGCUACAGUCCUGGAUCCUCGCAUUAAACUGCAACCUUUCGAAGACGAAGAAGAGGCCAGCGAUACCACACUCGCACCCCCUACGAAAUUCUGGGCGUGUUCAAUCUUAGAAUCCGCCAUGAGCGAGACCGAUGCCUGGAUUCCCAUUGAGGAGGGCAGUGCGAAACUAGACCGCGAUGACCAGCUUGCCACGAAAGCUGCCAGUUUGGGCAACAUCAAGAACAAGCAGAUCUUUAGCUUCAUGCAGCCUUCCGCAAAGACCACGCAAGUCUCCGAGCUCGAUCUCUAUAUCUCCGAACCUUUACUGGAUGGAGAUGCUUCCAUUGAGGAAUUCUGGCGAGAAGCCACACGGUUCCCGCAGCUACGAAGUAUCUGCCACAGACUUUUGGCUGUCCCGGCUUCCUCCGGAGGGUUUAAACGUCUCUUUCCCAUGGCCACUUGUAUAGUUCGGGCGAGAAGAAAUCGACUUCUUCAGCACACUACAGAGCGACUGUUACUUUACAGAGAGAGUCUGAAGUUCAGAAACGGAGGAAACAGCACUGGAUUCUGAAUGGCCUUAUGAAACAUUCGUGUUAAUAUUUGUGUGACUUUUUUUUACGCAGUAUUAAUUACAGUUGACACGUAGAAUCAUAGAACAUAAAAUAAAACUAUAGAUUUCAUUCGUGUUCAUGUUCAUGUAUAUACCGAGCGCUGGACUGAGUCGUGUACAGAUAACUCUUUUCUAAAAAAGAUUGUAUAUUUUUUCAUGCACCUCCUUCCUCCUUUUGUUAAUUGUGACUUUAAUCUCCUAUAUUAAGUGCCAGAGUUUCUCCCCAUGCAAUUAUUGUUGGAUAACAGAAUCUAUGGAUAAUAGAAAAUAAACUUCUGUGUCAUUUUUGUUAUCUUAUAAUCAUUUGCAUUGUGUGCUUCAAGAGAUAUUUGAUUUAUGGGACAUGUUAGUCAUUUGCUUUAUUCGUAUGUCGGCCAUAUUGGCUGUGAUGUCAUCACCAGGGUAGGUGUGUGAGGAAGUGCGAGCAGUUAUCAGCGUAUAAGAAAAAGUGACUCAAAACUUAUCUACUUGACAUAAAAUGAGCAAAACACCCAGUAACGUAUUGCACACCAGGUUGGAGAUAGUAACUGGGUUGCAUGUAGUAAAUAAAUGUUUAUUUUGACACAGAUUUGACAACUGAGGCCAUUUUAGCUUUGUUUUAACCACAUCUGCGGGAAGGUAGGCAUCCAUUUCAUGCCGUUUUUUUAAUCUCUUGAGCGUAAGUCUUUUAACUUUGGUAAGUCUUAACAAUGAAUAAACACUUUUCCUCAAGAUUAGGAUGAAAAACUGUCCAGAUCUUCGCUUUGCUAAUUUUCCAAGUGAAAAAAAGGCAGGAAAUGAACAAAUUCCCUCCAACAAACAGCACCAGAUACCUAGGUUACAUGAAGAAAAGAUGUAUUUGUAUUCAUUUUUACUUAAAAUUAAUAAAAUUGAAGCAUUUGGAUGAAAAGAAAAUGUUCAACUCUGAACCAAGACUUUCUUCAGGACUAACUGUAAAGAAGUGUUUGUUUUUAAACAAAACCAUUAAAAAUGACAUUAUAAUACGAUUAGUUAGACAAUUUGUUGUCUAACCAGAAAAAAAAAACAUUUUAAACAGAUAAACAGUUUUAUUUUUUUGUACUUAACGUCCUUAUUGUUCUGUGUGAAAUACACCUCAGGUGGCGCUCGCGCUGUUUUUUUUAACUGCCGGAAGUUGAUUUUUCCCGCCGUUUCUUCGCUUCUCCUUCACGGACGCGCGCCUGAAGAGUUUACUGCGCUGUGAUUGGUUAGUGGUUGCUAUGGUAACUAGUCUCAGUACAUGCAGCUUGAGCUAUUAACGCC